This is a messenger RNA of Lolium rigidum, 1443 nucleotides long. RefSeq names its product 7-deoxyloganetin glucosyltransferase-like. The record is from RefSeq and is a predicted model, not a curated record. The transcript has 2 exons. Bases 1 to 1443 code for a protein of 480 amino acids. Gene Ontology annotation, molecular function: UDP-glycosyltransferase activity. NCBI's taxonomy places the organism in Eukaryota, Viridiplantae, Streptophyta, Magnoliopsida, Poales, Poaceae.
AUGGCGAGGACGCCGCACGCCGUGGUGGUUCCCUAUCCGGGCUCCGGCAACAUCAACCCGGCGCUUCAACUGGCCAAGCUGCUGCACCACCACGGCGUAUAUAUCACCUUCGUCAACACCGAGCACAACCACCGCCGCGUGCAGGCCACCGAGGGCGCCAGCGCCGUGCGCGGUCGCGAGGGGUUCCGGUUCGAGGCGAUCCUGGACGGGCUGGUCGAGGCUGACCGGGACGCCGGGGACUACGACAUCGGCCUGUCAGCCGCCACCAGCCACCGGUGCGCGGAGCCGCUGAGGGAGCUCGUCCGGCGGCUCAACGGCAUGGCCGAUGUGCCGCCAGUGACGUGCAUCUUGCCGACGGCGCUCAUGAGCUUCGCGCUGGACGUGGCGCGGGAGCUGGGCAUACCGAGCAUGGUGCUAUGGGGUGGCAGCGCCGCCUCGCUCAUGGGUCACAUGAGGCUCCGGGAGCUCCAGGAAAGAGGCUACCUCCCACUCAAAGCCGAGAGUUGCCUCACGAACGGCCACCUCAAGAGGACAGUCAUCGACUGGAUCCCCGGUAUUCCGCCGAUCAGCCUCGGGGACAUCUCAAGCUUCGUCCGCACCACCGACCCCGACGAGUUCGGCCUCCGGUUCAACAUCGUAGAGGCAAACGGCUGCACUAAGGCUGGGGCGCUCAUCCUCAACACCUUCGACGACCUCGAGGCCGACGUCUUGGAGGCACUCCGCACCGAGUACCCGUGCAUCUACACCAUCGGGCCCCUGGGAUCCCUCCUCAGCCAGCACAUCACGGACAAUGAUGAAUCCUUCCCCGGCGGCCUGAGCCUGUGGAAGCAGGACACAGAGUGUCUCGCGUGGCUGGACAUGCAAGGACCAAGGUCUGUCGUGUACGCCAACUUCGGCAGCCUCACGGUCCUCACAGCCGACCAGCUCGCCGAGUUCGCGUGGGGCCUCGCCGCCAGCGGCCAUCCAUUUCUCUGGUCCAUCAGGGACAACCUCGUCCCCGGCGAAGGCGCUGGGCUGAGCUCCCUGCCGCCGGAGUUCAUCUCAGCGACGGCAGGGCGGUGCUUCCUCACCACGUGGUGCCCGCAGGAGCAGGUACUGCGGCACCCGGCGGUGGGGUGCUUCAUGACACACAACGGGUGGAACUCCACCUGCGAGAGCAUGGCGGCUGGGGUGCCGAUGGUGUGUUGGCCGGUGUUCGCCGACCAGUACACCAUCUGCAAGUACGCAUGCGAGGAGUGGGGCGUGGGCCUCCGGCUUGAUGACAAUGUAAAGCGGGAGCAGGUCGCCGGCCACGUCAGGCAGGCGAUGAAGUCGGAGGAGAUGCGGAGGAGUGCGGCGGGGUGGAAGGCCAAGGCAAAGCAUGCCACUGCCCCCGGUGGCGGUGGGUCUUCGUACGAGAACUUGCAGAGCAUGGUGACAGCACUCGGCCAUGUCAGCUGUUAA